AUGUCCGAAAGUGUAAUUAUCGAAAUAAAGGCCAAGGCUCUUCACGAGCACAUCUCCUCCAAGCCAACGGAUACCUUCGCCGGUAAGCCUAGGGGUCUAGUCAAGGACGCCAAGAUCGAGGUAUCUAAACAGUACUUGGAGAGAAUUGACCCACCCCCAAAGGCCCUUAUUGGGUUUGGUGGAUAUGUCGGUGCCUCGGCCAUCGCAUGGGGUGCAAUCCUUCGUGAACUUAACGGAGCAGGCAGCGCUGUUGGUAUUAAGGCCUACACGUUUGAGCUGAGCUCAGUCAAUGCUAGCAUUGCACGAGAUUUCAUUCGGCGGGCCGGCUUGGAGGAUAUCGUACAUGUUGAAGGAUCAGCUGCACACUCGCUGAGGAUACUAUUUGAAGAGGGGAGGCUGAGGAAAGGUGGCAUGGAUGUGGCCUUUUCUGAUUAUUGGGAGAAGUUUUAUCUCCCUGAUCUGCAACUUUGCGAGGACCUGAGCUUGUUCAGAAAAGGUUCCAAAGUCAUUGCCGAUAAUACAGACUUCCCCGGCGCCCCUGCCUAUCUUGAGUAUGUGAAAGCUGGCGGUAGACAACGCGGGCCUUAUCGGUAUGAGUCUGAGUCAGUCGAGUGA
Molecule: messenger RNA, 615 nt
Organism: Aspergillus alliaceus
Lineage: Eukaryota; Fungi; Ascomycota; Eurotiomycetes; Eurotiales; Aspergillaceae
Product: putative O-methyltransferase
Exons: 3
Coding region: 1-615 (204 amino acids)
Molecular function (GO): O-methyltransferase activity
Source: RefSeq, a predicted model, not a curated record